AUCUCCUCUCCUAGUACUCAUACUAGUCAUAGAGAAAAUAGAAAUAAAUCGAACAUGGUCUCGCUUUUCGAAAAUUAUGAACAACAAUAUUCGGUCCUUACCGCGGACAUAACUGCUCAAGUAGGGCAGUUAACAUCCUCAACUACCAAAGAUCGUCGCCAGCUCAUCUCAAAUAUUGAGAAACAUGUGGAAGAAGCUCAGGAAUUGUUGGAACAAAUGGAACUGGAGACAAGGGAAGUUGAUCCCUCUCGAAAACCAAGGUGUAGAACAAGGCUAGACUGCUAUAGGGCAGAACUAAAAAGGUUAACUGUGGACUACAUAAAAGCUAGAUCAGCAAGACAAGGUGCUUUAUAUGACAGUGCUGAGGAGUUGAGUGAUGUUCGGAUAUCCUUGGAUCAAAAACAAAGACUGCUAGAUAAUUCUGAGAGGUUAGAAAGAACAGGUAAUAAGCUAGAAGAAGGUUACAGAGUUGUAGUAGAGACCCAGGAAAUUGGUACUCAAGUACUGAAGAAUUUGGGAGAACAAAGAGAAACAAUGCAGAGAUCCAGAACAAGGUUAAGGGAAGCAGAUGAUGAACUCAACAGAUCUGGGAGGAUCCUAAACUCAAUGGUGAUGAGAACCCUCCAGCAAAAAAUCGUAUUAUAUAUAGUGUGUGCCUGUUUUUUGAUAGCCAUAUGCCUAGGCUUGUAUUUAGGAUUUAAGAAAAAGUGAAAAACACACAGAUAAAGUAUUGUUACAAUGCAUUCAAUGAGUGGGAAAAUUUGUAUUGAUUGUUUAUUAAUAGUGACCAGAAUUGCAAGACACAU
This is a messenger RNA of Phaedon cochleariae (mustard beetle), 806 nucleotides long. The record is from the annotation of a GenBank genome assembly. NCBI's taxonomy places the organism in Eukaryota, Metazoa, Arthropoda, Insecta, Coleoptera, Chrysomelidae.